GCGUUGUGCGAGCGAACACUCUGCCGGAAAUAUUCACUGCCGUUUUUCCUUCCAAGCCAGUCGAGUCAGACAACGCUGGCGUUAUCCGAGAUGUAGCAGGAGCGAGGGUGGAUGCACAUGCACAUGCAUCUCCCCUAUUGAGUGACGCGGGGUUGGUACGACCUACCGUAGUUUGCGACCUCAUGCUGCCAGUCGUCCAAGCCUUCCGCGGUGCUGCCUUGCUGCCGUGUAGCACUGCUACCGCGUUACCGUGUUACCCUGUUACCGCGCCUGUUGGCAGCGCAAUGAUGGCCGCGUCGCGCAAGUUCGCGGUGCGACUAGCAGCGGCGCUCUUCCUGGUCCUCGCGCGCUACGGCUACGGCGCGUCGGCUCGACUAGACGCCGCUCAGACUCGAGUGCUGCAGGACUGUGAGGCAGCUUGGAGUCGAGAAGACAUCGUGCCUUUUGCUUGCUUGACUCUCAGUGUCGAGUGUGACCAAUCGGAGACCAACAUCAUAUCCUUAUCGUUCCCCUCCAUGUACCUCACAGGCCCCCUCCCACCCUCCAUUGGCACUCUCACUGCUCUCACCUCUCUGGACCUGUCAGGCAAUGGCUAUCUUCGAGGCCCAUUCCUUCCAAUUUCAGCCGCCUGUCUCGGCUGCAAGUCCUAUUGCGAGCCUGCCUUGCCUCGUUCGCCAGGGUUGAGCCCGCCACAUCCUGCCAGCGAGCAGUCCGCCUGCCGAUCUGCGCGGAUUUGACAGGUCCGCUUGUGGAUUGACGAGCCGGGCGCAGAUCGUCACUUGGACGCAUCUACACGGGAAUGCAGCUCGCAGCUCUACCAGCCGAUUAUACCCGACCCGCCACUCGGGUAACGAACUACCCGGCCCCCAGACCCCGGUUUGGGUAAUGGACCUUGUGGGGUCUACCCGACUGUUACCCGACCAGACCCGACCCUGGGUAGGGGAAAUCUGGGUCAGGUCGGGUCGGGUUAUUCUUGAACCCUAGGGCGGGGUGAGGGCCGACCCGGCCCGAACCAGCCCAGCCCAGCCCGUGCCCGGGGGCGUGGACGGGCCGGCCAAAACCCGUCCCCUUGACCAUGUCUGACUGACAACAC
This is a messenger RNA of Closterium sp. NIES-67, 1093 nucleotides long. The record is from the annotation of a GenBank genome assembly. Lineage: Eukaryota; Viridiplantae; Streptophyta; Zygnematophyceae; Desmidiales; Closteriaceae.